AUGGCCUCGUCUGCCCAGGUCGGCCAAUACUGGCACCAAGCUCUGAAACUUAGGAAACAUUUGAUGAAGCAACUGGAGAAAGUCAAAGCCGAAAGUGCCUCUGGAGUGGAUAUUGCGCAGUUCGAGGCCAUUGAAGGCACUCUGGAAAGGUUUCGUUUAGUUUUCGUCCACACCAUCUUUUUGGAUUUCGCAUAUGCCGUCAAGGAGAAUACCGAGGAUGUCCUUUGGGCUCUGCACACCAUGAUCAACUCCGAAUACCGCCGUAUUCAGGGCCGACUCAAGCACUCUUCUCAUGCCGUUGAGAGACGCAAGACGGAAAAGUCAUACAACAACUUUCUCCGCGUGGCACAGAAAUUCUACAAAGGGUAUAUCCAACGUCUAUCGGCCCGGUAUGAUGUACCAGAUCUCAGGAGAGUUGCCCAAGGCAUUGAUGUUGAGCCCAUGGGCAGUGGAGAUAGAAUUAGCCCUGUACCAUCAGAGUUGGGUGCUCUCGUUUUGACGUCGUGCCACUCGACUCUUUUGCGUCUAGGCGAUUUGUCUCGGUAUAGGACUCAAGCCAGACAUAAGAAUUCGGGUUAUGAGACUGCCUUGACUUUCUAUAGCCUUGCGCAUCAUUUGAAGCCCCAGUCAGGAUAUGCCCAGCACCAAAUGGGAAUUGUUCAUCUGGACCAAGGCAACCAUCUCGACAUUGUCUAUAACUUUUAUCGCUCCUGGGCCGUCGAUGCGCCUCACCCGAAUGCCAAGACCAACCUCGAGGCCGAGUUCAAGUCUCUUCAACUGCCAAACUCAUCUAAAUCUCGACAGAAUGCCUCACCAGCGACACAAGACCCCUUCCCCAUGUGGUUCGUCAGGCUCCACGCCCUCUUUUACAAGGGCGAGACCUUUCCGCAGCAAGCUGAGCUCGAAGGCGAGGUUCUGCACAAACUCGAAAUAGCGUGUCACAGUGAGAAAUCUACUGCGACUCUGCUCAAGAUGACACUGGUCAAUCUUUCUGCCCACCACGUCGCGUCGACAAUCUAUCGAGAAUCAAUGUCUCUCGCCGCCUUCUACCAGUUUACUUUACGAUUCAAUGCUUUGUUCAUUUCACAUUUUUGUGCAGCCUUUGAAUCAGAGCUUAAGGAGGCUGCAUCCGAAGAUGUAGGGAGAGAUGAUCCCAAUACUUUGCCCACCAAGAUUACGGCCAUGGUGGAAACGCUUCUCCCUGUCCUGCGCCUGUAUAGUAUGUGGCUUACUGCCUGUCGGAGCGAAGUCAGUGCUGCUGCUCAGGCAUUCGGCGGAGUCAUCCCACGCCUGAUUCAGAAUCUGGCCAGAGUAUUCACUUUGCUCUGCAUUUUCACGUAUAGUCAGGCGUUGAGCAAUUGCCCAUAUCUACUCCCCGAGGAUCUGGAAAUCCGUGGUUUUCGCCCUUUGUCGGAGGAGACUAUUCCCCAGCAAUGCCGUUGUUUUUGCACCGAGGAUGACUCUCCGAAAACUCACCUGCAAGAUCACAGUACUCGUUUGGAGCCAUCUCAGGAAAAUUUGGCCAGAAUUUUAGACAUUCUUCGCUGUGCAUACUUCCUCGCUGAGGAUGCGAACUUCCCAAUGUCUUACAAGGUUGUCGACAAUUCACUCAUUUUUGAAUAUUGCGUUAAACCAACGGCUGUUGCGCCUGUGGCUGCAGCUCAGACUUCCAUGGCGUCACCAAACAUAGCAUCCAAGAACCCGCUUGGCAACGAAGACGCAGAGGCUAGGAGCCUACCGAGUCGUGGUUUAUUGGCCGAAGAACCCCAACAGUUGCGCCAGAAUUUGGCUUCUGACGUUACGAAGCCACAGCUUACCCAGCGCCCGGGGCCGCAAGACGAGGAGGAUUUGGACGAUCCAGACGAUGCAUUGUUCGACAUGCUGUCUCCGUUCUUGAAGCCACCCACACCACAACCUCAGCAACGGCAGCGUCGCUCGACGGAUGAAUCUUCUUAUGAAAUGCACACAGUGACAGCAAAUAAUGUGUUUGGCUCGUUUCAAACCGAGCACAGCCCACCUGGUUCCGUCCUUUCGGGAAAGUUUGCGCCGUUGCCUUGGGCUUGGUUCAAUACUCCGGAGCCUGAAAAGCCCGCUGACAAUCCGAAACCAAAUGGAUCGAGCGGCUUUGCCGAGACUCCCAGCCCGUACAACUCUCCAAGACGUCCCACAAGCAGUGGGUAUGACUUAGAUGACCCCUUUGCGACUCCCGGCCGAAAUAUCAAUAACGUCCCUGUCAAUAGCCAUGCCGCCCAGCAACGAAACAGAAGGAGCUUUCCUGGCCCGGUCGUUUCAGCUCCGGAAACUGCCCAUGGGAAUAACCUACUCCAGGUCUUCUCAGGCACUGGUGUGCCACGAAGCUCGCCUUUUACCCAAUGGGAUGAAAACCAGCAGCCUACUCUCCAGGGCAGCGGCCCUGCCAUGUCACCAUGGGGGCCCAGAGUCUUGGAUAGUUUUCCGCAAUCGACAGGGACUUCUAUUUUCUCUCAUCCAAGCAGCCUGUACCAGAGUACACCGGCAAAUGUAGUUGGCCGUGUGAUGAAACCUGUUUCUGGAGGACCAGAGCCCAAGUUAUCGAGUUCCGCUCACGUCGAAACUGCAGCAAGAUGCUUGCAAAUGGACCGGACGACGUUGAACUAUAACGAAGCGAUUAUGCAGUCAGCCUAUCAUGGCAACAAGUGA
Messenger RNA from Metarhizium album ARSEF 1941, 2679 nucleotides. Its product is annotated as Telomerase activating protein Est1. Gene Ontology annotation, biological process: nuclear-transcribed mRNA catabolic process, nonsense-mediated decay. The transcript is spliced from 4 exons. The record is from RefSeq and is a predicted model, not a curated record. Gene Ontology annotation, molecular function: telomeric repeat DNA binding; telomerase RNA binding; protein binding. Gene Ontology annotation, cellular component: telomerase holoenzyme complex. Bases 1 to 2679 code for a protein of 892 amino acids. Lineage: Eukaryota; Fungi; Ascomycota; Sordariomycetes; Hypocreales; Clavicipitaceae.